This is a messenger RNA of Meleagris gallopavo (turkey), 325 nucleotides long. Lineage: Eukaryota; Metazoa; Chordata; Aves; Galliformes; Phasianidae. The record is from RefSeq and is a predicted model, not a curated record.
GUGCCUGGAUCGCCCGAAGUGCCGCCGGAAGCAGCCGAAGCGCCGCCGGACGCACGUGGGACCCCCGCAGGUGCCAUGUGGGCCGUGCUGGGUUGGGCGCUGCUGCUGCUGCGGGCGCCGCACGGCGCUGCGGGCGGCCGGCCCUGCAGCCCCAAAUUCUUCGGGCGCGACGCCAUGGUGUGCGUGUGCAGCGCUGCCUACUGCGACGCGGUGGAGCCGGUGGUGCUGCCGAGCGCCGGCAGCUUCGUGAAAUACGAGAGCAGCAAAGCUGGGAAGCGGCUGCAGCGCAGCGAGGGGAGCUUCCAACGCAACGCCCCGAGCUCAG